GGCUGGUAGCCUCAUUACCGCCCAAUAUGGCGACUUGCUGUGCUCUUUGAAGAUAAAGUAUAACUAUUUGUCUUCAAUUUAGACUUAAAUUAUCACUUCUAAGUUUUGAUAACAGCCGUUAGUCUCUUUAUAGUUUCUGAAGUAGCCGUCUGCCAAGUGGACUGGAAUUGUUUUACGUAAUUUUACAGUGAGAGGCGAUUUCAUUUAUAUACAUUCCGAGACUGUAGCGUCGAUCUUGUUUUCAUACCGGCUGGCUUGACAUUGGAGCUACUUUCGCGGCUGAUAUCACGAUCCAAAUAAGCAAGUAAAUUAAAAUCGCUCUGAUGCCGACAUCACUCAAUAUGGGUGAAGAGGACCAUGAAAUACCAAUUAAAGCAGCUUACAAUGGGGACAUACUAUGUUGUUCUGUCACGCCAGAUAUUGUUAUCGACGAUUUCUGCCGGGAUAUGAGACAAAUCUGCAGUUUUGAUGAUGAGCAGCCAUUUACUAUGAAGUGGGUUGAUGAAGAAGGAGAUCCAUGUACAAUUUCAUCACAAGAAGAGUUGAAUGAGGCUAUCAGAUUAUACGAUAUUAACAAAGAUUCUGACAUAACCAUACAUAGGAAUAUGUACAGGCGUGGUGCCCGGAGGUGGAGAAAAUUAUAUAAAGUCAACGGACAUACAUUUGCAGCAAAGAGAUUCAGUAGAAGAGCCACAUGUCACUACUGUUCUGACAGAAUAUGGGGAUUGGGAAGACAGGGUUAUAAAUGCAUUGAAUGUAAACUCUUAGUGCACAAGAAAUGUCACAAACUGGUCAAAGUCAAAUGUGGGGAAAUUUUGGAGACGGGACUUAGCGCUUACUGCCACUCACUGCCAACUCAUCUCAAACAGAACGGAGAAAAUGAUGUUCCUCCAAAAAGAACAAAAAGUAACAGUCCAGCUCCCAGAAGGAAAAACAAGCAUGAGAGAGAUCUGACAUUGAACCAGUAUUCAUCAGGUGCUGGUAGAGAGGCUACUGCUGGUUUAGGAGGACAGUACUCGCUGCGUGAUUUUGACUUGAUUCGUGUUAUUGGACGUGGUAGUUAUGCCAAGGUACUGAUGGUAGAAUUGAAGAAAACUAAACGCAUCUAUGCAAUGAAAGUUAUUAAAAAAGAGUUAGUCACUGAUGAUGAGGACAUAGACUGGGUACAGACAGAAAAGCAUGUAUUUGAGACUGCAUCUAACCAUCCAUUUUUAGUGGGGUUGCAUUCGUGCUUCCAAACACCUAGCAGGUUAUUCUUUGUGAUAGAGUUUGUGAAUGGCGGUGACUUGAUGUUCCACAUGCAACGACAAAGAAGACUCCCAGAAGAACAUGCCAGAUUUUACGCAUCAGAAAUCUCAUUAGCUCUCAAUUUUUUACAUGAAAAAGGUAUAAUAUAUCGUGAUCUGAAGUUAGACAACGUUCUGCUUGACAGUGAAGGUCAUAUCAAAUUAACCGAUUAUGGUAUGUGUAAGGAAGGUCUACGUCCAGGUGACACGACUAGUACGUUCUGUGGUACACCAAACUAUAUCGCACCAGAGAUACUACGUGGAGAAGACUAUGAUUUCAGUGUUGAUUGGUGGGCACUUGGUGUACUCAUGUUUGAAAUGUUAGCUGGACGAUCACCGUUUGAUAUUGUUGGAAGUGCUGAAAAUCCUGAUCAGAACACUGAAGAUUAUUUAUUCCAAGUUAUUUUAGAGAAACCGAUUCGCAUACCACGAUCAUUAUCAGUCAAAGCAGCUUCAGUACUUAAGGGAUUCCUUAACAAGAAUCCAGCAGAGAGACUAGGUUGUCAUCCACAAACAGGUUUUGCUGAUAUCCAGUCACAUCCAUUCUUUCGGACCAUUGAAUGGGACCAGAUUGAAGCUCGUCAAGUAACUCCGCCCUACAAGCCCUAUGUGCUCACAGAUCGAGAUUUAGAAAAUUUUGAUCCCCAGUUUACAAGUGAACCUGUACAACUCACACCAGAUGAUCAAAAAGCCAUUAAUAAGAUUGACCAAUCAGAGUUUGAGGGAUUUGAAUAUGUAAAUCCACUUCUUAUGUCAGGUGAAGAUGCUGUGUAGAACAACCAAUCAGAAUCAGCCAUCAUCAAUCAUAUAUCCAUUACCAGUUUGAAGGUCUUAAAUUGAGAGGUCCAAAAUUGUUCUUAAACACAUGGACCUAUAAAAUAGAUUUUAAUUUUAAGCACCAUAUGGAUCUUAAAUUGGUCUUAAAUAGCAAAAGUAUUGGUCAAUGGGUCUUAAAAAUGGCAACAUAUAUGGGCUAUUUAUUCCCAUUAGACGUCUUAAGACCCUGUGCAAAGGUCUAUGAUUUAAGAGCCUGUCAAUAAUGAGGUAAUACUGAGUAUACAAAGGGUAGGCUUUAUUUUAAACAUUCUUUUAUUUAAAACUCUUCAAACUGGUAUUGGAUCUCUGGAUUUACCAUGAAGAGAACAUUAUAUGAGACAUUCUAAGAAUAGCAUGGGUGUGUGAAGACUAAAUGUGAUAGAUAUGGCGCAUUAAAUGUACAACUGGUAUAUUUAGCCAAUCAGAACACAGUUUCAUUACAUAGUGGAUGUGCCUGUCAUAUUUACUAAAACUUGUUCUCAUUGGCUAAAACUUGCCCAUAUAUGGUUAUGAAUUGGCUAAAUGGUUUAAGUAAAUUACAUUAAUUUAUUACAGAACGUAUCUAUGUAUGUUGCAGGGUGUCACUGAAAAUGAAAAACUGUGUUGUGUUUCUAAAUAUCCUGCAAACUUUCCAAGUAAAUUUGUAAUGAUUUUGUAAAUUUGUAAUAAAUAUAGCUUACU
Molecule: messenger RNA, 2783 nt
Organism: Saccoglossus kowalevskii
Lineage: Eukaryota; Metazoa; Hemichordata; Enteropneusta; Harrimaniidae
Product: protein kinase C iota type-like
Biological process (GO): protein phosphorylation; establishment or maintenance of cell polarity
Molecular function (GO): ATP binding; protein binding; protein serine/threonine kinase activity
Source: RefSeq, a predicted model, not a curated record